AUGGCGACGGACUCGCAAGCAGGGAGCUCCGGGGGAUUCCUGGGCCGGUCGCUCCUCCUCCUCAGCUUCCGCCGCAACCAGGUGGCGUCCAUGGACACGAUCGACCCACCUCCCAAUAAUAUUUCUAAUUCCCACCACGAGCACCACUCUCUCCGCUUCCUCUCGAAGCUUCUGGACGUCCUCGUCUCCUGCGACCGCGAAUUCUGCCACCUCCUGCUGCUGCUGCUGAACCCUUCUUCUGCUUCGUCGCUUUCUUCGAAGCCCGCCGCCGAAUUCCUCGACCGCAGCGUCAGAGCGCUCGACCUCUGCAACGCCGCCUCCGCCGCCCUCCUCUCCCUCCGCCACUGGCGCCGCCAGGCCGACGUCGCCGCCUCCGCCGCCGCCCUCCGCCGCCGCCGCGCCCUUCGCCGCGCCCUCGGCAAGCUCUUCGCCACUGCCGCCGCGGCAGACGCAGUGGGCGGCGGCGAUGGCGGCGCUGCAGGAGCGGAUCGCGGAGGAGUCCUCGCAGCGCAGGAGAGCAGGGUUCGGAGUGCUGGCCGAGGUGCGGGCGGUGGAGACGCGCGCAAGGUGUUUGACAGAAUUACUGGAUAA
Messenger RNA from Ananas comosus (pineapple), 591 nucleotides. RefSeq lists its product as uncharacterized. The transcript has a single exon. The coding region runs from base 1 to 591 and encodes 196 amino acids. The record is from RefSeq and is a predicted model, not a curated record. NCBI's taxonomy places the organism in Eukaryota, Viridiplantae, Streptophyta, Magnoliopsida, Poales, Bromeliaceae.